Molecule: messenger RNA, 3552 nt
Organism: Grammomys surdaster
Lineage: Eukaryota; Metazoa; Chordata; Mammalia; Rodentia; Muridae
Gene: Adgrg1
Product: adhesion G protein-coupled receptor G1
Exons: 14
Coding region: 287-2350 (687 amino acids)
Biological process (GO): cell surface receptor signaling pathway; adenylate cyclase-activating G protein-coupled receptor signaling pathway
Cellular component (GO): membrane
Molecular function (GO): heparin binding; G protein-coupled receptor activity
Source: RefSeq, a predicted model, not a curated record
AGGAGCUGAGCUAGGCAAGGAGGGAGUCCCGGCCCUCCCCCGGUCCUCCGGGUUCUCCGGCUCCACACAGGCUGCCGCCUGGUCUCUACUAUAGGAAAGGGGCUCUUGGCUGGUAGGAGCCUCCCCAAAGCCUCCCCCACCCCCAGCCAGUGCACUUGCUAGCUCUUGAACACACUCUUACCAGAGACCCAGACUGCAAGAUUCAGCAUUGGAGGUGAAUCCUCAAAGGUGGUCCAGCUGCCUGGUUCCUUCUAGAACCCACCACCUGGCACCAGGUAGGAAUACAAUGGCCGUCCAGGUACCGCGGCAGAUGGUCUACUUCCUACUGAGUCUGUUCUUUCUGGUGCAAGGUGCACAUGGUGGCAGCCCCCGAGAAGACUUCCGCUUCUGUGGCCAGCGGAACCAGACACAACAGAGCAACCUCCAUUAUGAUCAAUCUUCAGAGCCUCACAUCUUUGUGUGGAACACAGAGGAGACUCUUACGAUUCGUGCCCCCUUCCCGGCAGUCCCAGACAUUCCCCGCUUAUUCCCGGAGCCUAGAGGGCUCUACCACUUCUGCCUCUACUGGAGCCGCCACACUGGGAGGCUCCACCUGCGCUAUGGCAAGCAUGAUUACCUGCUUAGUAGCCAAGCCUCCAGCCUCCUCUGCUUCCGGAAACAGGAGCCGAGCCUGAAGCAGGGGGCCCCACUGAUCGCCACCUCUGUCCGCUCCUGGCAGAGCUCCCAGAACACCAGCCUGCCUGGGGCUGCAAGCUUCAUCUUCUCCUUCCACAAUGCCCCGCACAAGGUCUCCCACAAUGCAUCUGUGGACAUGUGUGAUCUCAAGAAGGAACUGCAGAUGCUUAGCAGGUACCUGGAGCAUCCUCAAAAGGCCUCCAGGCGGCCCUCUGCAGCGUUCAUCAGCCAGCAGUUACAGAGUCUGGAGUCAAAGCUGACCUCUGUGAGCUUCCUGGGAGACACGUUAUCCUUUGAGGAGGACCGGGUCAAUGCCACAGUAUGGAAGCUGCCACCCACAGCCGGGCUAGAGGAUCUGCAAAUCCACUCCCAGCAGGAGGAGGAGCAGAGUGAAGUCCAGGCAUACUCGGUGUUGCUUCCCCGGGCCGUAUUCCAGCAGACCAGAGGCCGUCGCCGGGAUGCUGCCAAGAGGCUCCUGGUCGUAGACUUUAGCAGCCAAGCUUUGUUCCAGGACAAGAAUUCUAGCCAAGUCCUGGGCCAGAAGGUCUUGGGCAUUGUCGUGCAGAACACCAAAGUCACCAACCUCUCAGAUCCUGUGGUCCUCACCUUCCAGCAUCAGCCACAGCCAAAGAACGUGACUCUGCAGUGUGUUUUCUGGGUUGAAGACCCGACAUCAAGCAGCCCUGGGAGCUGGAGCAGUGCAGGCUGUGAGACAGUUAGCAGAGACACACAGACAAACUGCCUGUGCAACCAUCUGACCUACUUUGCAGUGCUGAUGGUGUCAUCCAUGGAGGUAGAAGCCACUCACAAGCACUACCUUACGCUCCUGUCCUACGUGGGCUGUGUCAUCUCUGCUCUGGCUUGUGUCUUCACCAUUGCUGCCUACCUCUGCUCCAGGAAGAAGUCACGUGACUACACCAUCAAAGUGCACAUGAACCUGCUGCUGGCUGUCUUCCUGCUGGACGUGAGCUUCCUGCUCAGUGAGCCUGUGGCACUGGCGGGCUCCGAAGCAGCCUGUCGCACCAGUGCCAUGUUCCUGCACUUCUCCCUGCUUGCCUGCCUCUCCUGGAUGGGCCUCGAGGGCUACAAUCUCUACCGACUGGUGGUGGAGGUCUUUGGUACCUAUGUUCCUGGCUAUCUACUCAAGCUGAGCAUCGUGGGCUGGGGUUUUCCUGUCUUCCUGGUCACUCUGGUGGCAUUGGUCGAUGUGAAUAACUAUGGCCCCAUCAUCCUAGCUGUGCGCCGGACUCCGGACCGUGUCAUCUACCCCUCUAUGUGCUGGAUCCGGGACUCCCUGGUGAGCUAUGUCACUAACCUGGGCCUCUUCAGUCUGGUGUUCCUGUUCAACCUGGCUAUGCUGGCCACCAUGGUGGUGCAGAUCCUGCGGCUUCGCCCACACAGCCAGAAGUGGCCCCAUGUGUUGACUCUGCUGGGCCUCAGCCUGGUCCUUGGCCUCCCCUGGGCCUUGGUCUUCUUUUCCUUUGCUUCUGGUACCUUCCAGCUCGUCAUUCUCUACCUCUUCAGCAUCAUAACUUCCUUCCAAGGUUUCCUCAUCUUCCUGUGGUACUGGUCCAUGCGAUUCCAGGCCCAAGGUGGCCCCUCCCCUCUGAAGAGCAACUCAGACAGCGCCAAGCUCCCCAUCAGCUCUGGCAGCACCUCUUCCAGCCGCAUCUAGGCCACUGCUGCACCUCCCUCAGGGAGGACACAUGCAUGGCGUCUGUUCACAUCGUCUGUGGCCUGGUGCUGUGCCCAGCCUUUGUUGGUUAGCGGCGUACUAGAGAAGGCCCUGGUCCUUGAAGGGGUAGGGCUGUUGCUCUGGUAGGUAGAUACCUAGCUUGCCUUGGGGACUACUCUGGUCCCCAAAGGGCUCAGAAGCACACUGCCAUUCUGUUCGUGGGGCUGUCCUCACAGCUGUUUCAGUCUGGAGCUGAGACCUUGUCUUUCUGGCCACCUCUGGGUCCAGCUGUUACUGCUGGGUGUUGAGACCGGCAGGCCUAAGCUGGGGUUAGAUCUUAAAAGAGGCUGACACAUCCGGCCUGAAACACUUGGCUCUGGCUGCUCUGUCUCUGUGGUCACCAUGCAGAACUCAAGGGUGGCACUGGGGGUAAAUGGGCGGAGAAAAGGUUUGGAGGCAGAGCCCCUUAGGAGCUGAGCAUCUCCCCAACCUGUCUGCAAGCCCUUCUCUUCAUUCCCUACCCCACCCCCUCCUCUGUGAUCCCCUAACCCUCCACCUGCAGCCUGGGGUCCUAGACCAGUGCUGUGAUUUGGGGUAGUAGUUCCCAGGAGUUUCCUGGUGCCAGCUAUAAACUUCUGUCUGUUGUGUGGGUUUUGGCCUCUGACUCAGGUUCCUGGGCUGAACCAGGCCAACCUGUCUGAGCCUUUCUCCAAGCUGCCUCACCUUUGCUCACACCUCAGAGGAGCCUCCGCCUCUCCUGAAGCCUCCCUGGGGCAAGAACUGCGGGAUACAGCCCCUCCCCCUUUUCAACCCAGCAUUCUGAAGACCAAGACAGCCCCCUCUGGUGACAUUGGCCAAGUUUGUUGUUCUCCUGAGAAGUGGUCUUCAAAUCCCUGUAGGUGGCUCUGAAGACACUGGGCUGCCUAUCGUGAAUUCUGUCCUACUAACGUACAGUGAGUGGCUCCCGAAAGCUCUCACAAAGUCCUGGAGCUGUAGGCAUGGGUCUGGGAAUCCAGGAGGACUUCCUGCAGAAGGCAGCAUUUCAUCUUGACCUCAGCCUUCAAGUUGGAGAGCAUGUUCUUUUUAAAUACCAGUUCAUUUGUCUUUUGAUAUUAAAGCUCUUUGUAGAGAAUGUGGAAACUGUAGGAGGUUAUUGAGAAGAAAAAUAAAAAAUCAGCUGUUAUCUAAUGCAAAGCAACACA